AUGGUCGUACAAGAAGAAGCAUCGUUGGCAUUCAAGAAAUCUGUAUACGUCGUGUAUCAUGCAGAACGAGAAUUAGUGCAGAUUUACUUUGAUAAAGAGGCCACAGCCUCCCAUGCUGACAUUUGGCUCUAUCGACAAGAAGUGGACAAAGAGACGGGAAUUAAGUGGCUUGUGAAUGAUGAUCGUACGAUUCGAAGCAAGUGGUUAUUGUACGACCAAGUUUUGCCUCUCCAUGACAAACCCGUAGUCUUUUUGAAUGUAACUGUGACGGUACCACGCAAUGCUAGUUACUUAGCUAGAGCUGAGUAUGGACCUAAUUAUAUGACACCGAUCACGAUGAGAAUGGAGUGCAUUGAGAACAUGCUUAAUGGAUACACAUUUUACAAGACGUCGUUCAUGAUGAAAGUACGAUACGUUGCUAUGUUUGUGGUGCUUACCGCAAUUGUAACGUUACUGGCUACAAACUAUAUCCCACCAUUGAGGCGAGCUAUGAGAAUUAAAAUGAGAGUGAAAGCACGAGCCCUUGAAGCAGCGCAACGAGGAUCUGACAAGUAUUUUGUCUAA
Molecule: messenger RNA, 564 nt
Organism: Peronospora belbahrii
Lineage: Eukaryota; Oomycota; Peronosporomycetes; Peronosporales; Peronosporaceae
Source: the annotation of a GenBank genome assembly